AUGUACGCCGCUCAGAAUAUAACGCCAACAGUUUUGGAUGCCAUGAACGGAAAUGUUUCCGAAUGGUAUAACGAAUGCGACAAUGCCAUUAGAAGGUCAGAAAUAGUUCCUGGAACUUACGAAUAUACAACUGCUGUUUCUUAUGGAAACGUAGGUGAGUUUGGAGAAGGUUCUUCAACAACAGUAGAUAUUGCUUGCGACAGGUUUCAUAUUAUUUCUAUUGACAACUCAUUCUUAUGCGUGGAACAAGACAUUGAAAUAAAACCUUCUGCCAAGUUGUCUGACAAGAAAGGUUGCAAUGGAAUUUUCUAUGUCGGAUACCAAUAUGCUCCAGAAGUUUUCAUGGGAUAUAAGAUAUAUUCUAACUCUGACUUAGUUCAAACAGUAACAUGGGCAAACUAUGAAUGGUUCGCUUUGAGAAACUCAGUACAACCACAAGCUAGAGAACAAACAGACCAGUAUGCCACCAUUGAGAAAAUAAGAAGACUUGACCCUAACGUU
Messenger RNA from Trichomonas vaginalis G3, 501 nucleotides. RefSeq lists its product as uncharacterized. The annotation marks the transcript as partial. The record is from RefSeq and is a predicted model, not a curated record. NCBI's taxonomy places the organism in Eukaryota, Parabasalia, Trichomonadida, Trichomonadidae. The transcript has a single exon.